Agrilus planipennis (emerald ash borer) is the source of this 1897-nucleotide messenger RNA. RefSeq names its product protein C12orf4 homolog. The record is from RefSeq and is a predicted model, not a curated record. The transcript is spliced from 9 exons. Bases 204 to 1757 code for a protein of 517 amino acids. Gene Ontology annotation, cellular component: cytoplasm. NCBI's taxonomy places the organism in Eukaryota, Metazoa, Arthropoda, Insecta, Coleoptera, Buprestidae.
AUGGAGAUAACCUGGUUAACCUAUAAUAUGUCUACAAUAUAUAAUAAUAAAAGUAUGUAAAACAUAUACGUUUUAUAUUAUAAUAAUUAUAAAAAAGUCAGGAAAAUAGUUUAUUCAAAGGGUUUAUAUUCACUUGCGAGUAAUUUCUAUCUUUAUUUUAAUCUGAAGAAGUUUAAAAUGUGGUAAAAUGAAUUUUUGAAAAUAUGGAAACUACUAUUGCCCAAAAUAUUUGUUUAAACUUGCCUUUGGGCUUUACUGAGGUAGAAGUAAAUGUUUCAAAUGAUACCAAUAUAGAAGAAUUGAUAUACAUUUUAAUUAAUGAUAAUAAAGUUCCUGUUUACUUGGAGAAAGAAUGCUACAAAGAAAUAGAAAAACAUCUAAGAGAUCAUGUAGAUAAUAACUACAAUUUGGUAACAGAUAAAAUAAUCCAGGAUGCUAAAAGUAAUACAAUUGAUGUAGAGGAAAUUAUAAAAGAAUGGGAAAAAAUGAUAAGAGAAGAAACUGCCGAAUUUGGAGAAAAAGUCUGUGCUUCUGAUGAGGAGCUUUUUGCUUUGGCUUAUCAUAAAUUAGUACACUCUCCUGCUCUAGAAACCAUGUUACAAUUAGAACAUACUUACGCUCAAACAAUUAGACAUAGAGUGGACGAAAGGGAUCGACAAAUUAAAAGUUUAUCAGAUAUCCAGACAGAUGAAAUGACAAAAGCUGUAGAUAGAUUAGAAGAUGAAGACAUGAAUGAAAGAAAAAUAAAUGAAAUUGCUGCUAGGCACUUCGAAGAUCAUUCUUUUCUCAGAGUGCAGUUAACAAGUGAAUUGGAAACUUUAAAAGAAGCCCAAAGAAGGGAAUACAGAGAGUGGAUAAUGCAAAUAUUGGAACAAAAUCAAGCAAAGGGCUCACUUCCAACACCCAAAAGCUCGCCUCUAUCUCCUUCUUUAUCAACAGUGAUGUCAUUCAGAGAACCUUGUGGCUUUGAUAACGAUUUGCAAAAUCUGUAUUUGAAUGAAGAAAGUUUCACUAUACAUUUGGGAUCUCAAUUAAAACAAAUGCAUAACAUAAGAGUCCUUACAGCUGAUGUUAUUGAUUUAUGUUCAAUAAAUGAAACUUGUUUAGAACCUACACCACAAUUAUUGCAAACAUCACUUGCUUUAUAUUCCAAUGAUUUAUCUGGUUUAGUACUAUUAACUGAUCCUGUAGUUGGAACAUGGUUUACAACAGGAUUUUCAAGUAUAUGUCAACGUUCAACAGAGUUUCACUUUCCUCAUAUAGAAGAUCAAUAUGAAGCGAUAAAUAACGUGAUAAAAAAUCAUUUAAAGGAUGGCAACAGUAAACUUUUGCAGCCUGGUGAUUUUUAUAUAACCAGGCAUUCAAAUUUACCAGAAGUGCACGUGGUAUUUCACAUGGUAACUGAUGAUCGACUGAAAUCAGCGGAUAUCAAUAGCAGGAACGCAGUCAUUCUAGGUCUUAGGAGCAUAUUAAAAGUGGCUUGCUCAUAUGACAUUACUUCUUUGACUAUUCCAUUACUCUUGCAGUAUGAAAUGACAGAGGAAAUGACAGUAGCAUGGUGUACCAAAAGGGCAGAACUUGUAUUUAAAUGUGUAAAAGGCUUCAUGAUAGAAAUGGCCUCUUGGGGUGGUUCAGAUCUUAAAAAUUUGCAGUUUCUUCUUCCACGGGGAUUAUCACAUGAAGUUUUUCAAUCAUUAACUGCAAUGUUGCCCAGUAUAUUUAAAGUUUCAAAUCCAUUAAUUUUAAAAUCUACUUGAUUAUGAAUACAUAAUCAAAUUGUUACAUGUUUCGUAAUUUAUUAACAGUGUACCUACUUAGACAAAUGUUUUCUUGUCUCACAAUAUUUUUUCACUGUAUGAACGAUAACGUAAAACCAUCAGAAUUAGUUUCAUAAAUA